CUCUCCGGAAGUUUUAAGGUUUCUACUUCUCGCUCGCGCUCGCCAUCGGCGGUUUCCUGAAAUCCUCUCGAGGGGCGAAGCCAUGAGUUUGAUCUCGACGCGCUUGCGGAUCCAAUCCACAGCUCCAGCAAGUGCAGGUAAGGGGAUUUCUCGGAGCCUCUCGAGCCAGAGCCACAGCCAGGCCGGGAGUCGCCGGCUGAAUCGAUCCAGGUACUAUGCACCUGCACUCGGGUUUCGGAUGUUUGCUGUGAGGGUUAAUUCCAGCGAGAGGGACUUUCUCGAAGCGUUUAGGAGACCGGCUGCUAUUUUUGCUCGCUCUAUCAACCAGUUCAUCGAGAAGCCUCUUCUUGGUUAUUUCUUUGGCAUGAUGUCCGUAGCAAUGGUUUCGCUCCCAACGUCCAUUGGUGCUGGGAUUAUGCUGCUGUCUUGUAUCAGCGCGGCUCAGCUUUCUAAUUAUGCUACAUCUCUGAUUGACCCAUCAGUGGCUCCUCUGAGUAUUGUCAUGACAUCAUUAUCUACCGCUACGGCUGUUUUUGUGACCCCUUUAUUGUCACUUCUUCUCAUUGGCAAAAGAUUGCCCGUCCAUGUGAAAGGAAUGGUUUCCAGCAUUUUGCAGAUUGUCGUCACACCCAUCGCUGCAGGGCUGCUUCUGAAUAGGUUAAACACUCGCCUUUGCUACGUACAUUUGCUAGGGAGUUUCAGUAGUUUAAUAUCUCAUAGUUUGCUUUUGGGUUCUUCCCUUGGAUUUCUAAUGCCAUACGACCACUUUUGCCGCCACUCUGUCUUUGUGACGGCUCUAUGCGUUGGAGCACCUCUUGUGAUGAACGUCGAUUCCAUCAUUUCUUCAUUUGGUUUGACGAUCUUGUCACUCGUAAUUGCAUUUCAUCUGAUUGCAUUCGUCACUGGAUACUUCCUUCCCGGUUUCUUCUUCCGGAAGGCUCCUGCUGUAAAAGCAUUGCGGAGAGCACUAUCCUUUGAGACAGGAAUGCAGAGCAGCCUUCUUGCGCUCGCUCUAGGAAAUAGAUUCUUUCAAGAUCCACUUGUGGCUGUGCCUCCAGCUAUCUCUCCUGCAUGUCUGAUGAUGCGUGCAGAUAUUUGAGGAGCGGCCACAAAAUUAAGGUUAGGGGUCGAGGAAAACCGACGACGACGACGAGACAAGAGAUGGAGGAUGGAAUGGGAUGAUGGCUGGCUGGAGAUCGCAGUGAGCGCAUGAAGGAGGAAGAUGGAAGAAGCAGGGCGGAGGAGACUCGUCGGCUUCAUCGCUCUAGGGUCUCCUUUCUCUCUCUCUCGGAGCAGGCCAGUCUCUCGCAAGGCGCGUGAUAGCGUACACCGACCCGCACCCUAACACAACCCACAGCGGAACACGCGUUUAACAUUGAGCUGAUGUUUAGACCCGAAUAAUAGGCCUCUUUGUCCUUCUCUCUCCCCCAAAUUGAUGGUCACACCUGAAUAAUAGGACCUCUCGGUAGGGGUGAUCGUUCCCGGUUCGGUCCGGUUCCAAGGUGGAACCGGGAACCGGACCGGGAGAAUCGGUUCCCAAUUUUGGGAACCGUGGACCAGACCGUUGGUCUUAGGACCGAGAACCGGACUGAACCAUCGGUUCCGGUCCGGUCCGGUU
This is a messenger RNA of Eucalyptus grandis, 1618 nucleotides long. RefSeq names its product probable sodium/metabolite cotransporter BASS5, chloroplastic. Bases 83 to 1099 code for a protein of 338 amino acids. The record is from RefSeq and is a predicted model, not a curated record. Gene Ontology annotation, cellular component: membrane. The transcript has 5 exons. NCBI's taxonomy places the organism in Eukaryota, Viridiplantae, Streptophyta, Magnoliopsida, Myrtales, Myrtaceae.